Dichomitus squalens LYAD-421 SS1 is the source of this 372-nucleotide messenger RNA. RefSeq names its product immunomodulatory protein. The record is from RefSeq and is a predicted model, not a curated record. Gene Ontology annotation, molecular function: carbohydrate binding. Lineage: Eukaryota; Fungi; Basidiomycota; Agaricomycetes; Polyporales; Polyporaceae. The coding region runs from base 1 to 372 and encodes 123 amino acids. The transcript has a single exon. Gene Ontology annotation, biological process: regulation of immune system process.
AUGUUUGCCCCCCUAACAACCGCCACCAUCUUCGCCCUCGUCUGGACGCAGACGAAGAUCUGCUUCGACUACACGCCGGAUUGGAUUGACGGAGGCCCGCGCUAUAUCAACGGCGUCGUGUUCCCCAAAGUACUCACCGACAAGAACUACUCUUACCGAGUCGAGUCUGACAGAGACUAUGGGGUGCGGGCUGGGUACCAGGUGCAAGCCGAUGGGUCGCAGAAGGUGAACUUCCUGGACUACAAUUACGGGCUGGGGAUUGAGCCCUACCGAGGGAUUAAGGUGUACGUUGUCGACCCCGAUGACGGCAAAAACUACCUAGUCGCUGAGCUCGAGAUGGACCAAAGGGAGAGAUGCGCGGGUGGAGACUAA